UGCGGCCCCCUCGGUCGGGGCGACCGCCUCGACGGGGCUUUCUCUGCGUCCUCGAGACUCUCACAGCCGCCUCGAACCUCCCGAAGACAGCCCUCGUUUUACUGCUUCGACGGCAAUCGGAUAGCGACGUGUGUGGAGGGGAUCGAAAUUAAAUGCUUCGCUCGAAAGGCGACUACAUGUGAUCUUUUUGGACAUCGAAUAUUUUGCUACCUCGAGGUGCUGAUAAAUGAAGCAGUCAGCGUAAUAACUCAACUCACACACAGAUUGUGCCACUGGGAUUCAUCCGUCUCUAGCAUUUGGGAGCGAGCGGAUUUGUCAUGUGACUUGCGUUUGGCGAAGAACAAGAGAAUACUUGAAGACUGUGCACGAUGCGUAUUGUUGAGGUCCUACGCGGGUGCGGUUGGUAGCUUUGUCUUGAUUCUUGGUCUGCGUCGCACUCGCGCUAGCGAAGACUGGAUCUGCUUUGCAGGUGCCAAAUUGGCCGAGGAAGCAAAACAUACCAGACAGGACAGUGGCAUUCAGAGAAUGAUAAGACUAAAGCCAAAAAGAAAUAGGGAGAUAAAGAAGGAGGAAAGAGAGGGGAAGAAAGUGUUUAAAGUAAAAAUAGAUAUAUUUUAA
Molecule: messenger RNA, 618 nt
Organism: Gryllus bimaculatus (two-spotted cricket)
Lineage: Eukaryota; Metazoa; Arthropoda; Insecta; Orthoptera; Gryllidae
Source: the annotation of a GenBank genome assembly